Molecule: messenger RNA, 1617 nt
Organism: Striga asiatica
Lineage: Eukaryota; Viridiplantae; Streptophyta; Magnoliopsida; Lamiales; Orobanchaceae
Source: the annotation of a GenBank genome assembly
CUAACCCGGCCAAGUCCAGGCACAACAGCUUGGGGAAAGCGGUUGGUGCUCGUCCCAAAAGUAAUGUUCCCACUGAGACCAACAUCUCCUCUUUCGCACCCCACGGUCUUAUCAUGGAUCACCAAAUAGCCAUCUCCCACGUUAAUAUACAUCCUCACCCUGGAACACGUGGCGGUCAUGCACGUCCCCAAUCGUUAUACCCGGCCACACCCGAUCACAAUCUCGAACACGGCUAAACGUCCCCGCCCCUGUUCUAUCCUCCCUGCGACGAGAACCUCAACGCACGUCCUUACCCCAUUAACAACCCCACUCCACACGAUCCCCUGUUAAUGAAUUUCCUUUCGCCAUCAAUAAAUUCGAGAAAAUUCAGGAGCGAAUCGCAUUCAUAGAGCAAAAUUACGGAAGAAAUCGGUUAGCGGAAAAGGGUUUCUUUUUCAGGCAUGCCGGGGCAAGAUAUUGAGAGCAGGGCACAUAAGGGUGGAAAUAGGUCGUACGCGUCCGAGAAUGGGGAGAGAAAUUGGGUGUCGUGGCUGAUCCCGCUGUUCGUGGUGGCUAAUAUUGUGGUGUUUGUGAUCGAGAUGUAUCUCAACAACUGCCCGAAGCAUGUCAGUAGAAGGAGCGGUUCGAGGUUCGGGGAUUACGGCGAUAGGUGUGUGGCGAGGUUUCUCGGGAGGUUUUCUUUCCAACCCUUGAGGGAAAAUCCUCUGUUCGGGCCUUCGUCUUCAACAUUAGAGAGAUUAGGUGGCCUUAAUUGGAAUAAAGUAGUCCAUCAUCAUCAAGGAUGGAGGCUCAUUUCGUGUAUUUGGUUGCAUGCUGGCAUCAUUCACUUGCUUGCAAAUAUGCUGAGCCUUGUCUUCAUAGGCAUUCGCCUCGAGCAGCAUUUUGGAUUUGUGCGUAUCGGCAUAAUCUACCUGUUAUCCGGAUUUGGUGGGAGUGUAUUAUCCUCCUUAUUCAUACGAAACAGGAUAUCUGUCGGUGCUUCGGGUGCACUAUUCGGGCUUCUCGGUGCCAUGCUGUCCGAGUUAAUUACGAACUGGUCCAUAUAUACAAACAAGGUUGCUGCACUAUUGACACUAUUGGUGAUAGUCGCGAUUAACUUGGUCGUUGGUAUUUUGCCCCAUGUGGACAAUUUUGCCCAUAUUGGAGGAUUUCUGACCGGAUUUCUUCUCGGGUUUAUUUUACUGCCUCGUCCCCAGUUUGGGUGGGUAGAAAGACACAAUCUUCCGGCUGGUAAUCGUGCGAGGUCCAAAUACAAGGCUUACCAGUAUGUGCUGUGGCUGGUUUCUCUUGUACUACUUUUUGUUGGGUUUGUUGUGGGGCUAGUGUUGCUGUUUAGGGGAGUAAAUGGAUAUGAGCGUUGCCAUUGGUGCCGGUAUGCGAGCUGUGUUCCCACCUCGAAAUGGAAGUGUGAUGAAGUUUAGUAUGGCUUAUGGUUCCAUUUUCUUCUUUAGGCUGUAAAUGCAAGUUGGGUGUGAGUUUAUUUGGAUUGUUGGUUUGGUUUGGGGAUUUGUUUGUCUGUUGAUAUCUUCUGUUUAUUUCCAGAGUUAUGAGAAAAGCAAUGCAUUUGAGUUCGGCUCUCAUUAGUAAUAGCUGUUAGUUGUUAUUUAGAGCAUGAUU